Molecule: messenger RNA, 522 nt
Organism: Rhizophagus irregularis DAOM 181602=DAOM 197198
Lineage: Eukaryota; Fungi; Glomeromycota; Glomeromycetes; Glomerales; Glomeraceae
Biological process (GO): protein lipoylation; glycine decarboxylation via glycine cleavage system
Cellular component (GO): cytoplasm; mitochondrion; glycine cleavage complex
Source: RefSeq, a predicted model, not a curated record
AUGUCAUUUACAACGCUACGUAGUUUUUCUUCAAAGAUAACAGUAUUAGGUGGUUUUGGUAAUAAAAGAGUACAUAUUCGACCACCAAUAAUUAUUAGUGCUACUAACUUUGGAAACUCGUUGUUUUUGAGGCAAUACAGCAGCAAAAAGAAAUACACUGAAGAACACGAAUGGAUUGAUGUUGAUGAUGAUGGGAUUGGUACAGUCGGUAUUACUGACUAUGCUCAAACUUCUCUUGGAGAUGUAGUUUUCGUAGAAAUACCUGAAGAGGGGAAGUUUGUUAAAAAGUCUGAUAAUAUUGGUGCAGUUGAAAGUGUUAAAGCUGCAAGUGAUAUUUAUGCACCUGUUAGUGGUGAAAUAAUUAAAUCUAAUUCUAACCUUACAGAUAAACCUAGUUUAAUAAACAGUAGUCCUGAAAGUGACGGAUGGCUAUGUAAAAUAAAAUUAUCUAAUCCCGACGAAUUUAAGGAAUUAUUAGAUAAACAAAAAUAUGAGGAAUGGUGUAAUAGCGAAUCUCAUUAA